AUGAAAUAAUAAAUUGCUCCAAAACCAAAAAUUACUACUCAAUUACCAAUAUUGCCAGAAAAUAAGAGAUAAUCCAAAGAUUCUUCGAGGACUCCUCUGUAAGUUGCGUUUGAAUAUUUAGGAAAUUUAUGAAGCCAGCUAUUUAGAAUCCUUUAUCAUAAUCUCGUCUCUCAAGACAAUCAAGCAGCAUUGAAACUACAAUCUCACAAGAAUCACAAAGGAAGCAGUCUCAAACCAAGAAGCCAAACGUUGAAACUUUGGUGAAGAACAAGACGUACUUUAAUCAUCGUUCUUUAAUGAAUGAUUAUUUGAAAAGAUAAAACAUCUCAAUUGCAACUAAAGUGUUUUGUUUUAAUUCCCAAGAUGAGUAUGUUCGGAGAUGCUUAUAAAAACAUGGUUGGCUGGAAACACCCAGCAACUAACAAAUUUUUGAUCUCAAAUGGGUUUAUACUGAAAACCCUGAUGAUUUUAAAACAUUAUUGGAUGGAUAAUUUUACAAUCAUUUUAGUAACACCAAAGAACUUACCACAAAAUCCUGUCUAUUAGCAAACUUCAAAAACCAAUGCGAAUAUGGAUAUGAUACAAGUACAUUCUUUCCAAGAGCCUUCGAUUUAGGAAAUGCAACAGAUAGAGAGGAUUUCCUUAAAGAGUAUGAAAGAACUGCAGUUACCAUUAUAUUAAAAAAGGCAAUUGCUGCAUUGAGGAUGAAGAGAAAAAAUGAAAUGAAGAAGUUAAAGCAAGUAAUAAUUCAGGAAUGGAAGAAGAGAGAAGAGAACUCAAAGAUCAGGAGAAUUGAUGUGAAAAGAACUGUAAAGAGGAAAUACAAAAACAUUUAUACAGCAUAGGAAUUGGAAGAUUAAUCACAAUAAUCGGAUGUUAAGUUUGACUGUUCCAUUAUGUCUGAAGUGUUGUCUAGACUAUCUGACAUGAAAAGAUAAUUGAAGGAUGGUUUCUAUGAUGAUAAGAAUUUCGAAUUGAGUUAGCAAUACAUAUCAAAAACUAGAUUAAAGUAAUGCGUCUACAUAUAAGUUAGUUUGAUUACAUAUUCUCAAUUGUAGAAGUUUGAGAAAGGCUCAAAUCCAAGUCAAUUUUUGAUCAGAAAGCUUUAUAGUUAUCAUUUGUUUUUAAAAAAACAUGAUCCGGCUUACAAAGUUGAUGGUAUCCAUAACAUUUGGAUCAUUAAACCAGGAGGAUGUGCAAGAGGAUAAGGAAUCUAUUUAGAGAAGGAUAUCACUGAAGCAAUCAACAGUGGCUAAUAGAUGUAAGCUAGAUUGGUGUAAAAGUACAUAGAAAGACCGUUGUUAUAUAAAGGGUUUAAGUUUGAUUUGAGACAGUGGGUUCUAGUAAGGAGUUUCUAACCAUUGUAAGCAUUUGUUUUCAGUCAUUGCUAUAUGAGGAUGUGCAGUUAACCGUAUGAUGUGAAGGACACAAAGAAUUUAUUAAAGCAUUUGACAAAUUUCUCUUUAAAUAAAACAGAAUUUAAGAAGUAAGUGAGCAAUAAUAAUACAUUAGUCAAAACGAUUCAAUUUACAGCAGUGAUUUUAUGCAACAAUGGCUUCCUGUUGAUUGGUAAAAGGUAGUUAGACCAUAAUGCAAUGAGUUAAUGAUCAAAACACUCAAGAUAUUGUAGGAUCAAUUUGAAGGAGAAUCAAAAUAUUGUUUCGAAUUAUUUGGUUUUGAUAUUAUGUUAGACGAAUAUUGUAAACCAUGGUUAUUGGAAGUAAACCUAUCACCAGCAUGUGCAGAAAGAGCUGAUUGGUUACAUGAGAUGUUGGACUCUAUGGCUGAGAGUAUGUUUAAUAUAGUAUUUGGUGAAGAAUUCAGUAGACCUAAGAAAUAUUAUUAUGAGUUAUUGAUUGAUGAAGAUUAAACUUACAAUAAUUAAUAGAAUGAUGGUCAAUUUGAAAUAUGGGGAUAGAAGUGUAACAUCAAGAGAGAAAAGAUGAUUGAUAAGAGAUAUAUAGAAUCGUUGGCUGCUUUGAUGAUUUAAAAAUUUUAUAGAAUGUACAAGGCUAAAAAGAUAAAAUGGUUCUUAAGAGAUACAAAACAUGCUAUUGUCAUCUAAAAGUAUGUGAGGAGAAUGCUUGCUAACUUGUUAAGGAUAAGAUUGAAAAAUUACUAUUCAGCCAGGAAGAUAUAAACACUUAUCAGAGGAUUUCUAGCAAAGAAGAAGAAAUAUCAUUUGAAAAGGGCGAAAAUGGCAACGAAAAUACAGUGUCGAUUUCGAUGCAAUUAAGCCAUUUAGAUUAAGACUGAAUUAAAGAAAGAAUUAGCACUUUUGUAUCUAGAAUAAUUGAUGUCAUUUAAAAUAUCAACUAAAGUGGCUAAGGAUUUGAAAUAAAAGCUAUUUAAGUAUAAAAAGAUAUAAAGGUGGUGGAAAUCAUAAUAUAAAAAAAGGGUCAAUUAAAGUGCCAAAAUUAAUUCACUAGUUAAAUGGUAUCCCUCUUUCAUUAUUAUUUUAGUUUUAUUUAAAAAAGGAAAUACAAGAAAUUACUUAAAAAUCAUAGAUCUGCUAUAGUAAUUUAAAAAAAUUAGAAACGAUUUAAAGCAAUUAAAUUGAAAAAAAGAUUGGAAAAAGAAUAAUUAACCCUUUUGUUAUAAUGUUUAAUGAGAAUUAAAUUGGCAAGAAGGUAAAAGAGAUUAGAUAUCAUCCAAAAUGGAUUAGAUAAAUUAAUGAAGGCAUAUGGCAGACAUAAAUCUAGAGUAGCAAUGGUCAAUAUUUGGAAUAUGGGAUUGUUAAGGGUUAAGGCUAUUAUGAAAAUAUAGUCAUAUAGACUUGUGAUAAAAUCAAAAAGGUAUGUUCGUAGACUCAAACGAUUAAAGAAGUUUAUUAGAUUGUAGGCAUUUAUAAAAGGGUUCUUACAAAGAAAGAGAUAUAGAAGAUUAAUCAAAAGAAAAAGGGCAAUCAAGUUGAUCAUUAAAUGUCUUAGACGAUAUAUCUUUAAAAAGAAGAUUAAGAAAAGAAUCCAAUAGAAAAAGGGAAGAGGCCUUAAUCUCUACUCUUAAUAGCCUAGUAAAGCGAAUACAAUUCAAACUAUAUCUACUAGAAAUUCAUAAACUAUAUAAUAAUAAUUUCAAAGCAAAAAUGCAAUUGCUAAGAAAUAGACACUCCAAAUUCCUAAAAAGAAAUGA
Messenger RNA from Paramecium octaurelia, 3132 nucleotides. Lineage: Eukaryota; Ciliophora; Oligohymenophorea; Peniculida; Parameciidae. The record is from the annotation of a GenBank genome assembly.